CUUCCUGAUAUGUUGACGUCACUCAAGCAACACGACGCGCGUGUGAGACGGCGAGGAAAGAGCGUGUUUAAAUCAUAUUAAAAUGCAGAUCUGCAGCGUGUGCAGUGAACAGACACCAAAGUACAAAUGUCCGGUCUGCAAAAUAAGAUACUGCUCGGUCAGUUGCUACAAGAACCACAAAGAUGAGUGCCUGCCUGUGAAACAGACGGCGUCUCCUGCAUUGGCGCCAGAUUUUAAGGCUACACAUCACUGUGAUGGAAACUGGUCUGUUGAGGAUCUCUUGGAUGAAGACGAUCAGUCUGACAGAGUGCCAUUACAGAGGCUAAAAGAAUUGGGUGAAUCAAAGGAAUUGAAGGCACUGCUGUGCAAUCCGCACCUCAGACAACUGCUUCUCACUGUAGACCAAGCUGACAAUAAAGCGGACAUCAUGAAAGUUGCCAUGCAGGAACCCCUGUUUGUGGAAUUUGCCGACCAGUGCCUGAAAAUUGUUGAGCCAAUUACGGAAGAGAACAUUUGUCCAAUGAUUUAGCCAUCCAUAAAUCCAUGCAUCAUACAUUGGCCAGGUUGUACUGUAAUACAGGUAUAUUGUUGUAAAUAUUAUUUUAUGGUUUGAUUAAAAUUUUGUAAACCUUUGGCAUUAAA
This is a messenger RNA of Conger conger (European conger), 642 nucleotides long. It is a transcript of the gene znhit3, whose product is annotated as zinc finger, HIT-type containing 3. The record is from RefSeq and is a predicted model, not a curated record. Gene Ontology annotation, biological process: box C/D snoRNP assembly; snoRNA localization; maturation of LSU-rRNA from tricistronic rRNA transcript (SSU-rRNA, 5.8S rRNA, LSU-rRNA). The transcript has 5 exons. NCBI's taxonomy places the organism in Eukaryota, Metazoa, Chordata, Actinopteri, Anguilliformes, Congridae. The coding region runs from base 83 to 529 and encodes 148 amino acids. Gene Ontology annotation, cellular component: nucleus; pre-snoRNP complex. Gene Ontology annotation, molecular function: protein binding.